CUUAUUCUAUAAAUACCUAGCGUAUAUUCAACUAUUUGCAAUACAACACAUUUAGAAAUAUAUAGCAAAAGAUAUGAUGAAGUUGUACUCUCUUUGUGUUUUUGUGUUUGCUCUCUUUCUUGUCAUCUCAGCCUUCGCCGCUGAUACAUCUCAAGAUGAGAACAAGGAAUUUGUAAAUUCCGAAGCCAACCAAAGGACAGUGGAACCGGAAGGCUACGGCUAUGGAUCUGGCGGGAAUGGCGGGUAUGGCUACGGUUGGGGCGGAAAAGGUGGACGCGGUGGUGGGGGAGGACGUGGCGGUGGAGGUGGUGGUUGGGGCGGCGGCGGCGGCGGCGGCGGAUGUAAGUAUGGUUGUUGUGGACACGGAUAUGGAGGGGGGUGCAAGUACUGUUGCCACAACGCUGAAGAAGCAGCAUCUUACCUGAAGAUGAUUCAAGAAGCCCAGCCUUGAGCACUAUAUUCCUAGGGUUAUGUUUCUCAAAUACGUAGUACAAUAUUUAGAAUAAACUGUGUUGUUGCAUGUAAGCUACAACCCUUGUAGCUCUAAUAGGAAUAUUCAGAAUAACACGGAGUAAUAAUAAUAAUGGUUUACAUGCUUAUUGCUUAAGUUUUAAUCGAUAUGUACGUUACGUUGUGCAGGGGCGGAUCCAGGAAUGAGGGGUGGGGUGGGCUAAGCAAUAAAAAUUUUCG
Molecule: messenger RNA, 690 nt
Organism: Cuscuta epithymum
Lineage: Eukaryota; Viridiplantae; Streptophyta; Magnoliopsida; Solanales; Convolvulaceae
Source: the annotation of a GenBank genome assembly